Messenger RNA from Aphanomyces astaci, 875 nucleotides. RefSeq lists its product as hypothetical. The transcript is spliced from 3 exons. Bases 25 to 639 code for a protein of 204 amino acids. Lineage: Eukaryota; Oomycota; Saprolegniomycetes; Saprolegniales; Verrucalvaceae. The record is from RefSeq and is a predicted model, not a curated record.
UCUUGGAGUAGGUUGGCGUGAAGCAUGCCUGCCCGUCACCUCGACGACGACAUAAAGGAUGCCGUUCCUUUGAUCAAUGCAUUUCCUCAAGACAAGCUGUCCUUGCUACUUCGUCGCAUCCUGCACUCGUCCGACCCUCCAGUAUGCGUCUUCACCGCGCAAGAACAAUCGCAGCUCAUGGCCAUGGGAAACAUGUCUGCCUCCCAAGUGUCCACGUUCCUUGCAGGCGUCACGCGGAUACUCACGACGGCAGGGUAUCAUGAUUGGGACGAUGCGCAAUUCACAGGGGAAGUGACCAAGCUUGGACUUGUUGAGACCGCUGCAUCUUCUCUGACGCUGGCGUGGUCCCAAGAACGAUCUUCCUACCGAGCGGCGUUGCUACGUGCGAGCACCACGACACCCGGUCACUUGCCAAACGUGACCGAGUCGCACUGGCGCCUGCAUGUAACCAUCGCCGAUUCGUCUUCCUCCGGACAUGCCGUUCCCCAUGCCCUGUUUCACCUCCAAACGACCAAAGACAGUCCAUCUCCUUCCUCCGACAUUCACAUGGACAUGAAUCAUGCAGAACUGUACGACUUUUUCAUUCAACUGGACGCGAUUCAAGCGCAAGUGGACGCGCUGGCCACGCCGCCGCCUUAGAAAGCGCCGCCGCCACCGCGCAAGCUGCCGAUAGACGGUCGCUCGAUCGUCUUUUUAUAAAUCAAAUACGGUUCUCCCGUGGUCAUGUCCUCCGUGGUGGAGCUGCGAUGCACCAAGUGCGUCGUAAUCGCUUGUGCUUGACGGGAGAAGGUCCAUUCAAUCACUCGCGCUCGUCGAGGUAUCGCUUCAUUUCCAUAUGCAGCACCUACAUACAACAACAAUACACCCAACGUAAG